CUUUUUUCCUGUAAUAGCGCUUGGGAAGGCCGGAUUAGAUUUAACCAAAAACAUCAAGGGCGUCUUCGUUGUGUAGUCGCUCCUCAAGGACCUAUAAUCGGUAACAGGUGUUUUUGCCUUGAACAGCUCGCGUCCACUGGCAUCGUCAAAGGAUUACCACCUCGGUGCCCAGCCAGUCUCUCCUUUGCCACACAGGCCUCGCUUCCCAUCUGAGCCAGGCGGAGAGCGUCAGUAGCAAAACGGAAAAACCGUGCUCAGGGUUUGUGGCACACCAGCGCUCGGCAGCCACCUCAGGAAGAACAGGAAGUUUGACCCAAGGGCUUGUGACUGCAGGGUCAGACUGGACAAGGUCAAGUAAGGGCAGGUGAAGAAUCACGGUCCAGUCGAUCAGUCUUGGUGGCCAGCUAAACGAGUAGCAGCAUGUUGAUGUUGGUCUUUAGGCACUGAUGUGAGCCUACGCCAGCCAUUUCCAUUUAGCAGUUGUUCAGAAGGUGCUAAACAUGCUGGAGACAGUCAGAGAGAGUGCAAUGGAAGUGUAUAACCAUCUCCUAGCAUUGAGAGACCCACGGUUGAGGGGCUACCCGCUGAUGGAGAGUCCAGUCAACAUGACUGCAGUUCUACUUCUCUACGUCUUCUUUGUACUGUACGCGGGCCCUCGAAUAAUGGCCAACCGCAAACCCUUCCAGCUGAAAGGGCCUAUGAUCGUCUACAACUUCUCCUUGGUUUUCCUGUCUAGCUUUAUCGUGUAUGAGUUCCUGAUGUCUGGUUGGGUCACAGGAUAUACAUGGAGAUGUGACCCAUGUGAUUACUCUGAUAGCCCUCAAGGACUCAGGAUGGUCAGAGUGGCCUGGCUGUUCUUGUUCUCAAAGUUCAUUGAGCUCAUGGAUACGGUGUUUUUUGUGCUGCGUAAGAAACACAGUCAGAUUACAUUCCUGCAUAUUUUUCACCAUUCCUUCAUGCCCUGGACCUGGUGGUGGGGAGUUAGCAUUGCACCCGGUGGAAUGGGAUCAUUCCACGCCAUGGUCAACUCUGUCGUCCAUGUCAUCAUGUACUUCUACUACGGCCUCUCUGCAGCAGGACCUCGCUUCCAGAAGUACCUCUGGUGGAAGAAAUACAUGACAGCCAUCCAGCUGGUGCAGUUCGUGCUGGUGUCCCUUCAUGCUACACAGUAUUACUUCAUGGACAGCUGCGAUUAUCAGGUGCCGAUCAUCAUCCACCUCAUCUGGAUGUAUGGAACUUUCUUUUUCAUCCUCUUCUCCAACUUCUGGUACCAGGCUUACAUCAAGGGCAAGAGGCUGCCCAAAAAUCCUGAGCAGCCCAGUCAAAAUGGCCACGGUGUUGGCACCAUCGGCAACGGCGCCGGGCUGCUUUCUCUUGGCAAUGGUCUGCACCAUGAGAAUGGCUUGACCAAUGGAAAGAAGCACCACGAGAACGGAACUGCUCACAGUGGAAAGAUGAAGAAAGCCUAAGGGAGUCGGGGUGCAGGUGGGGGGAAGGGAAGAACAUCCAAAACGCAUGACCACGAGUGCCUUCUAAAAAAACCAUAAAACUACCGCCAUGGAUUUCAAAGAGUGUUUUGGGACUGUUUUUCUCCCCGUAUUUUGUUUUCCUUCAUUUUGUAGUUUUAAUAUGCACAAACACAUGAGGAGAUGAAUGAGCCUGGGAUCCGUGUUUGUUUGGUUUUUUUUGUUUGUUUGUUUGUUUGUUUUUAAUUGUUGAUCUAGAGAAAAUAAAUACAGAGCACAAUGUAUGAAGAGAAGAGCAGAGAAGGCGGCUGCGUGUGUUCUUCACUGAUGUUGCUCACCUUGUCACCACAGUGAAUGCACUUCCCAGCCUCAUUCCUACUCCCCUGCGGACCAACAGCACUGUACAGUUGCCCUAAAUCAGCCUGAGCUCCAGCUGUAAAUACUGUAGGUUUACCGUUACUGUCACAACAGGAUUGAUUAGGGUUCAAAUUUUUUUUUUUUUUUUUUUUUUGCUCAACCAUGUUGACAAAUAUAUUAAAUAAAUUCCAUUUAUAAAUGGGGUAAUUGUUCAUCCUAUUUUCUAAUUGGCACAUAUUCUUAAUGUAAAAGAGUGUUUUGUCAGUGUGAAGUACAUAAUUUCACAAUUU
This is a messenger RNA of Electrophorus electricus (electric eel), 2113 nucleotides long. It is a transcript of the gene elovl1b, whose product is annotated as ELOVL fatty acid elongase 1b. Lineage: Eukaryota; Metazoa; Chordata; Actinopteri; Gymnotiformes; Gymnotidae. The record is from RefSeq and is a predicted model, not a curated record. Gene Ontology annotation, biological process: fatty acid elongation, polyunsaturated fatty acid; sphingolipid biosynthetic process; fatty acid elongation, saturated fatty acid. Gene Ontology annotation, molecular function: fatty acid elongase activity. Gene Ontology annotation, cellular component: endoplasmic reticulum; endoplasmic reticulum membrane.